Molecule: messenger RNA, 509 nt
Organism: Drosophila busckii
Lineage: Eukaryota; Metazoa; Arthropoda; Insecta; Diptera; Drosophilidae
Product: 39S ribosomal protein L33, mitochondrial
Exons: 3
Coding region: 71-268 (65 amino acids)
Biological process (GO): translation
Cellular component (GO): mitochondrion
Source: RefSeq, a predicted model, not a curated record
UCAGCCGGCACUUGCACAACAAAUUUUCCGCCGCAUGUGUUUAGUUUAAGCUUAACAUAAAUAAAACAAAAUGCGUUUAACUAAUGUAUUAUUGAAGAAAGUUAAAAGCAAGCGCAUUAUGGUCGUGCUUGAGAGCGUCGUGAGUGGCCAUCAGUUCAAUGCGUUCCGGGAGCGCUUGGCGGACAAAAUAGAAGUUGUACGCUUCGAUCCUUAUAUUCAAAAGGAAAGCUUAUAUCGCGAGCGUAAGAAAAUUCGUAGCGCUGCUUGAAGCAAUUGCACCUUGGAGAGAAGCUGUAUAAAUAAUAAAUUGUUGGCAAUGGAUUGCGCGUGUUGUGUUUUUUUUUAUAAUAAAUACAAAAUACAAGUGGCUUGCUAUAAACAAAAACUUUUACAUGGAGCAGCUUUACAGUUUGACAUGGAGUUUUGGCCGCCUCUGCACUUGUUGCAUUAAUUAUGUAUUAUGUAAUUAAAUAUUAUAGACAAUAAGAAGUUGCUGCAUUUGCGUGUGU